Molecule: messenger RNA, 804 nt
Organism: Hylaeus volcanicus
Lineage: Eukaryota; Metazoa; Arthropoda; Insecta; Hymenoptera; Colletidae
Exons: 1
Coding region: 31-804 (257 amino acids)
Source: RefSeq, a predicted model, not a curated record
ACUCGUCUCGGUCCGAAAAAUGUGUUCACGAUGUCCGGUGGCCCGAGUCCCAAGCUAUCCGCGUUAUUCCCAAGAACUGGAAACGGUACGAAGCCGAAAAGCAAGAUUUGCAAGCUGACUUCGUCCAAGCCCUCGCUGCCCCCCAUACCAGGAAGCCCGAAGAAGUCUCAAAAAUCGAACUCCGAUUCUCCUGCAUCGAGUCCUGCCAAAUCGUACACGUCGGUCUCGUCCACGUCCCCUCGAAGGAUCCCACCGAGCGUAGAAUCGUCGAAAAAGUCGGCCAGAAAGUAUCCUCAGCUGGAGGAUCGACAGCAGGCGUUGAACGCUCAUCAGCACAGUCCGAAAGCGUCACCAAAGCGUUCUCCUCGUAGAUACGUGUCGGUGUUCGAGGAGGAUCUGCAGAUCGAGAUGGGCCUGGGUCUACGAGUGUCCACGAGCUGCGGCGAGGAGCCAGAGAUGUCCUUUCUGGAGUUCGAGUCGCUGUAUACGUUGGAGAAGGAAUUGAUGCAGUCGCGACAGGAUGUGGGUCAAGUAGACGACAAGUGCGUUGGCGGGUGGAUGGGUAGACGGGGUCUUUACACGGAAUUACCUGACCCUCUGUACCAGCAAGCAACUCCUGGGGCUUCUGUACCGUCGCAGAUCCCGGUGGAGGGGUUCAGCUUCGCGCCAGGAUGGUCUCUGAACGUGGAGCACUUCUAUCAGUGGCAGCACCGAGGCAAGACCACGCAGCAGGUUUGGAUGAUUUUUUACAUUUCUUCGAUACUGGAUCAUGUCGCAUGUUUCGCCAUCGAGGACGUAAGGUAA